Messenger RNA from Capsicum annuum, 2732 nucleotides. RefSeq names its product endoglucanase 2. The record is from RefSeq and is a predicted model, not a curated record. NCBI's taxonomy places the organism in Eukaryota, Viridiplantae, Streptophyta, Magnoliopsida, Solanales, Solanaceae. Gene Ontology annotation, biological process: carbohydrate metabolic process. Gene Ontology annotation, molecular function: hydrolase activity, hydrolyzing O-glycosyl compounds. The coding region runs from base 889 to 2466 and encodes 525 amino acids. The transcript is spliced from 6 exons.
CUCUCUACUAAUUGUCAUACAAUUCAUUAUAGUGUUCAGUUUCAAUUCCUUUCCGCAUAAUUAAUAUUCGAAAUAUAUAUUAUUUUACGCAGGAUAAAAUGUGAAAUAAAUUUUUUUACAUUAAAUAAAUGAACAAGUCACAUGUCAUUCAGCAUAAACAAUUCUUGAAUUGAAUAAAAUCUCUUAUGUAACUACUCAUGAACCAAACAACCCCUGAAUACUAUAUAGUAAUGAACUUCUAAUUGUCAACCUCUUUGUACACCCAAUGACAUAAGAAAACUUAGGAUGGUUCAUAUGCUUUCUGAACUUAAGUAUUGCAUUUUCUUACUUGAAUAAGUUCACUUGUCAAAGGAGCAAUUAAAAAAUCACAUUGUGAAAAGAAUAUUCCUUUCUUUUUUUGCUUCAUGUAGUUUAGUUGAACCCAUUUUUUGCUUGACAAGAGGGAGCAAGCAUAGUUGGAAUAUAAUUAAAAAAGAACCACCUUCCGUAAGCGGUAGGCUUUUAUUGGUUGCAUAGACUAGAAAGAGGAAUAAGUUAUCAUGAUUCUCGUUAAUUACAGUUCCAAGUACUUCCAAAAAGUUGUUCGUUGAAGUAGAGAAAUCAAGAAUCAGACUGUUGGCAUCGUUCACUGCUGACUUUGCACCAUUUGAUUGGCAGCUUCUCAAUAAAAUAUUGGGUUUCUACAACACUUGGUCACUAACUUAAAUCAAGAUUUCAUCAUUUUUCACAAUAAAAGAAAAAUACAAAUAUCAAAUAUGCCUGUUUCACUUCUAUCUCCUGUAUUUUGGUGAUUGUCCAGAUACCCAAAUAGCAUAUAUAAUGAGGCCAGGGGAAGAGUAUAAUUUAGCUCAUUUUUCGUAACGUUUUGGUGAAGAGGACUGAAGUUGAAUGGAGAAAGAACCACACAAGGAUAAAAGAUGGGUCUGGCGGGGGCUCGUCCUGGUGAUUUCGGCUCUCGUUCUUGCUGCGGUUAUGUUCAGCUUCCGAAAAUAUUUUCAUCGUUCUAAUUCUUCAGAGGCAAAAGCUCACCAAGUAGUUGACAAAUAUGCAAAUGCUCUUAGCAUUGCUAUGCAGUUCUUCGACGUACAGAAGUCUGGGAAAUUGGUGAAUAAUAAGAUUGCUUGGAGAGGAGAUUCAGCUAUGGAGGAUGGAAGUGAAGUGAAUUUGGAUUUAAGUAAAGGAAUGUAUGAUGCUGGAGACCAUGUGAAAUUUGGGUUUCCAAUGGCAUUCACUGCUACAGUUUUAUCAUGGGCUAUUUUGGAGUAUGGAGACCACAUGAACAUGGUGAACGAGCUGGACAACGCCCACGAAUCCCUCAAGUGGAUCACUGAUUUUCUUAUUAAUGCCCAUCCUUCUGAGGAUGUCCUGUAUAUUCAGGUGGGGGACCCAAAGCUGGAUCAUACGUGCUGGGAAAGACCCGAGGCAAUGACAGGAAAAAGGCCCGUUACACAAAUUAAUGCAUCAUAUCCGGGGACAGAAGUUGCAGCUGAAAGUGCAGCAGCAAUGGCAGCUGCAUCCUUGGUAUUCAAGUCAAUUGACUCUGCCUACUCAGGAACUCUGCUAACGCAUGCCAAACAGUUAUUCAAGUUUGCUGAUACUUAUAGACGUUCGUACAGUAUCAGCAUACCUGAAGUGCAAAAUUUUUAUAAUUCUACUGGAUUUGGGGAUGAACUCUUGUGGGCAGCUGCUUGGCUUUAUCAUGCUUCUGUAGACAAAUCUUACCUAAGAUAUGUGUCAACAAAUGGUAACAAAUUUGCUAAUUGGGGAUAUCCAUCUUGGUUUUCUUGGGAAAAUAAGUUGGCUGGAGUUCAGGUCCUAGUAUCAAGGGUCAAUUUCUUUGGUUCAAAGGACAUUUCAACUGAGGAAAGUCUUUCCCUCCAGUCAUACAGACAAACUGCUGAGACCUUUUUGUGCGGACUUCUUCCUGAAUCCCCAGUAGCAACCUCUCAACGAACAGCAGAUGGCCUGGUAUGGGUUAACCAGUGGAAUCCAUUGCAGUAUUCUGUGGCCUCUUCUUUUUUGGCAGUUGUUUACAGUGAUUACAUGCUUAGCUCCCAAACGUCAAAUUUAUAUUGCAGCGGGAAGCUAUAUGAACCAAUAGAGUUGCGCAACUUUGCAGUUUCACAGUUGGAUUAUAUAUUGGGAGACAAUAAAAUGGAAAUGAGCUACCUUGUUGGUUACGGAAGUAGAUAUCCGCAGCAAGUUCAUCAUAGGGGUGCUUCAAUUCCGGUGGAUGCUGAUUCUAAUUGCACUGAUGGCUUCAAAUGGCUUCAUACAAGACAUCCUAAUCCAAAUGUUGCAGUUGGAGCUCUUGUCGGAGGACCAUCCUUUAAUGAUACAUACACAGAGUCUCGGAACAACACUUCGGAAAGUGAACCUACUACCUACAACAGUGCUCUCGUUGUAGGGCUCAUCUCAGGCCUUGUCACCUCUUCGUCACAAGUAGAGUCAUUUGUGAAAAACUGAAAACUUAACUCCAUCGCUGUUUUUCCCCGGCUAACUCAGCAAGCCUUGCCUUAACCUGUCAUCAGAAUUCAGAUAGCCAGCCCUCACCGGGCUGGUGGCCUAAACUAUACUCUCUCUGGAUAGGGGUGGACGUCAAGUGUGAGUUGUGGUUCAUCUGAAAUCAGUAGCUUUGGCCCCAAUCAUGUAUAUACAUAUAAAGAAAUUCACUGAAUUUGUACAAUGUAAUUGGUUUCAUACACAGUAAAUUAAAUGAAUUGUGGUGGAAU